Messenger RNA from Balaenoptera acutorostrata (minke whale), 15240 nucleotides. It is a transcript of the gene PEAK1, whose product is annotated as pseudopodium enriched atypical kinase 1. Gene Ontology annotation, biological process: protein phosphorylation. The coding region runs from base 861 to 6101 and encodes 1746 amino acids. Gene Ontology annotation, cellular component: actin cytoskeleton; focal adhesion. NCBI's taxonomy places the organism in Eukaryota, Metazoa, Chordata, Mammalia, Artiodactyla, Balaenopteridae. Gene Ontology annotation, molecular function: ATP binding; protein kinase activity. The record is from RefSeq and is a predicted model, not a curated record. The transcript has 10 exons.
CAGGCUGGUGGGCCGGGCGGUCUACGGGCGGCCGGGAGCGCGCGGUGGACUCGGCGGCGGCUAGUAGUUAGUUAGUUGUUGUUAGUCAGUGUCAGUUGCUCGGCGGCGGUGGCCGCGGUCACCAGGAAGGGUACUGGACGGCCGGCGAAGGUAGUCACCGCGGCGGCGUGUGAGCCCCUCAGGUAUCUGCCUAAACUGGAAGUUAUGCUGUAGACAUUUCUUUGUGGAUUUGUCUGAAAACCUAAGACCCUACUGCCCUAGGUUAAGAACUCUUGGAUUAAUAUAAUGGUGUUAGCAGAAGUCGUAUUGCUGUGGACUGGAGAGGGAACUUGCAUGAGGGCAGAGACAAAAGGGAGGACACCAUAGGUUAAAGUCUUUCAGAGGAAAGGGGAAAGCCUUCUGAUUUUCAAAACUCCUGAGAUAUGACUAUUUCGAUUUAUCUACUGCUUGCCAGGUGGAUGUCUGAGCUGGUGCAGCCUAGUCACAAAAGCAAUUAACAGGAAAAGAAUAUUUGAGGUCCAUUCCUCAGGAAAGAAAAGGAAGCAAUGACAUAAUGCCUAGAGUUGGUGCCAGUUAAACUGGUAAACAUUGCUAUCUUCAGAAAAUAAGUUAAGGAAUGAGAGGCAAGGAAGAAAAGACAUUCAUCUUGGAAGGACCCAAAGCACUUUGAAAUUUAAAUGAAUGUAAUGAUAGCUGCUAAAACCGCCUUUGUCACCAAAAUGGAUGAAGUACUUCAAAUUUAAAUGAUUGAUCACACUUACAAGAGCUGCUAUGAAACAUAGGGGAGGUGAAAACUAACAGAUGAAAGUUUUGCCAUGCACUGAAAGGAAAGCGUUGUCUGUGAAGUUCUAUUUUUAAAAAUGUCUGCUUGUAAUACCUUUACUGAACACGUUUGGAAACCUGGUGAAUGCAAGAACUGCUUUAAACCUAAAAGCUUACAUCAGCUCCCCCCAGACCCUGAGAAGGCACCCAUCACCCAUGGCAAUAAAACUAAUGCCAAUCACAGUAACAACCACCGAAUCAGGAACACCGGAAAUUUCCGGCCUCCUGUGGCUAAAAAACCCACUAUAGCUGUGAAGCCCACUAUGAUGGUGGCAGAUGGGCAAAGUAUGUGUGGUGAGCUUAGUAUCCAAGAACACUGUGAGAACAAACCUGUCAUCAUAGGAUGGAACCGUAACAGGAUGGCCUUGAAUCAGAAACCACUUAAUAAUAAUAAUGAAGAUGAUAUUGAAGGAUUAAGCCAUGUUCCUAAGCCUUAUGGGAAUAAUGAUAGUGCAAAGAAGGUAUCAAAUAACAAUAGUGGACUAACUGAGGUGUUAAAGGAGAUAGCAGGCUUGGAUACCACCCCUCAAAUAAAAGGAAAUGAAACAAACUCCAGAGAAACAUUCUUAGGAAGAAUAAAUGAUUGCUAUAAACGAUCACUGGAAAGAAAGCUUCCACCAAGUUGCAUGAUGGGCGGAAUAAAGGAUACUCAGGGCAAGCAUGUUAUUCUGAGUGGGAGCACAGAAGUGAUCAGUAAUGAAGGGGGUCGAUUCUGUUACCCAGAGUUUUCUAGUGGCGAAGAGAGUGAGGAAGAUGUGCUUUUGAGUAACAUGGAGGAGGAGCAUGAGAGUUGGGAUGAGAGUGAUGAAGAACUGCUGGCCAUGGAGAUUCGCAUGAGAGGGCAGCCUCGCUUUGCCAACUUCAGGGCAAACACUUUGUCUCCUGUUCGAUUCUUUGUGGACAAAAAAUGGAAUACUGUCCCCCUGAGAAAUAAAUCUCUGCAAAGAAUCUGUGCUGUAGACUAUGAUGACAGUUAUGAUGAAAUCUUGAAUGGUUAUGAAGAGAAUUCUGUGGUCUCCUAUGGACCAGGAAGCAUUCAGAGCAUGGUGUCAUCUGACUCCACAUCCCCAGAUUCCUCUUUAACAGAAGAAUCACGUUCUGAGACAGCCAGUAGUUUAUCCCAGAAGAUUUGUAAUGUGGGAAUAGCUCCUGGUAACCCGGGAGAUUCUAAGGACAUGAAGGAAAGUGAGCCCAAUUAUGAAAGCCUCUCUGGUAAUAAUCAGGAGAAGGACUCAUCACAAGCAUCCAAAAGCUCAAUAAAAGUUCCAGAGACGCACAAAGCAGUCCUUGCACUCCGAUUAGAAGAGAAGGAUGGCAAGAUUGCCGUACAAACUGAGAAGCAAGAAAGUAAAGCCCCUACAGAUAUUACUGGGCAAUCAGUAACAAUAAACCUCGUUCCUGUAGAAGAGCAAGCAAAGCCCUACCGAGUUGUGAAUCUGGAACAGCCUUUGUGCAAGCCAUAUACUGUCGUGGAUGUGUCAGCAGCCAUGGCCAGUGAGCACCUCGAGGGCCCUAUUAACAGUCCCAAGACGAAAAGCUCAUCUUCUACUCCAAACUCUCCAGUGACAUCACCCGCACUGACAUCAGGACAAAUAAGUGCCCAUUUCCAAAAAUCCAGUGCAAUCCGCUACCAGGAAGUAUGGACUUCCAGUACCAGUCCACGACAAAAGAUACCUAAGGUGGAAUUAGUUAGCGGUGGGACUGGACCAAAUGUCCCUCCAAGGAAAAACUGUCACAAAUCAGCACCUACUUCACCCACAGCUACAAACGUUUCCUCCAAAACCAUCCCUGUUAAGUCACCUAAUUUGUCUGAAAUAAAAUUUAAUAGUUAUAACAAUGCCGGUAUGCCACCUUUUCCAAUUAUCAUUCAUGAUGAGCCAACUUAUGCUCGGAGUUCCAAAAAUGCUAUCAAAGUUCCCAUUGUAAUCAAUCCAAAUGCAUAUGACAAUCUAGCCAUUUACAAAAGUUUUCUCGGAACAAGUGGAGAACUUUCAGUGAAGGAAAAAACCACAAGUGUAAUAAGCCAUACUUACGAAGAAAUAGAAACUGAAAGCAAAGUGUCUGAUAACACCACUAGCAAACCCACUGAAUGUCCCCAAGCUAAAGGGUUUUUAAACAGCACAGAGCGUAAGAGGGGUUCAGUGGCUCAGAAGGUUCAGGAGUUUAACAGCUGUCUUAACAGAGGUCAGUCCUCACCACAGAGGAGCUACAGUUCCAGCCACAGCUCCCCAACAAAGCUUCAGAGAACCACUCAAGAACCUGUGGCCAAAACAGAAAGCACUCAGGAGUCUCAGGUAGUGAGCAGCGGCAGCACCAGGGAGAAGGCGAGCACUGUGCUUUCUCAGAUUGUGGCUUCUAUCCAGCCGCCACAGUCUCCUCCAGAGAUGCCCCAGUCUGGCCCGAAAGCUUGCAGUGUGGAAGAGCUGUAUGCCAUUCCUCCCGAUGCCAGUGCUGCUAAGAGUACACCUAAGAGUACACCAGUCCGGCCCAAGUCUCUCUUCACAUCCCAGCCCAGUGGUGAGGCUGAAGCACCUCAGACCACAGAAAGUCCUACCACCAAAGUACAGAAAGAUCCACUCACAAAGCCAGUCACCACCCCGCCCUCCAAAUUAGUGACUAACCCCCAAAGUGAGCCGCCACCCCCCUUCCCCCCACCACGCUCGACUUCCUCCCCUUACCAUGCAAGUAACCUUUUGCAGAGGCAUUUCACCAACUGGACCAAGCCAACUAGCCCUACCAGGUCAACGGAAGCUGAAUCAGUUUUGCACUCUGAAGGCAGCAGGCGGGCAGCUGAUGCAAAACCUAAACGCUGGAUAUCAUUUAAAAGUUUCUUCCGCCGUCGGAAAACAGAUGAAGAGGACGACAAAGAGAAAGACCGAGAGAAAGGGAAACUGGUGGGCCUGGAUGGCACAGUCAUCCACAUGCUGCCCCCUCCUCCAGUUCAGCGCCAUCACUGGUUCACAGAGGCAAAAGGAGAGUCCAGCGAGAAGCCCGCCAUCGUCUUCAUGUACAGGUGUGACCCUGCCCAAGGCCAGCUCAGUGUGGAUCAGGGCAAAGCCAGGGCAGAGCAGUCAGCAGUCACAGAGAAGGGCAGAGCAGAGGAUGGGUCACUACAGGACUCAGAGAAGAAGAAAAGGAGUCAUUCUUCUCCAUCACAGAUUCCUAAGAAAAUUCUCAGUCACGUGACCCAUGAAGUGACAGAGGAUUUUUCUCCUCGGGAUCCAAGCACUGUUGUUGUGAAGCAGGAUGGUGGGGGCUGUACUUCAGUCACACCGGCAUUGCCGCUGCCUGAACUGGAAAGGGAAGAGGAAAAGGGAGACAUUUCAGGUCCUAUGGACCCGAAUCCCUGUAGUGCGACAUACAGCAACUUAGGGCAAUCUAGAGCAGCCAUGAUACCUCCCAAGCAUCCACGGCAGCCUAAGGGAGCUUCGGAUGAUGCCAUUGCCUUUGGUGGGAAAACAGACCAAGAAGCACCUAAUGCUUCUCAACCUACACCACCCCCACUGCCAAAGAAAAUGAUCAUAAGAGCCAAUACAGAGCCAAUCUCCAAAGACCUCCAAAAAUCCCUGGAAACUACUCUUUGUGUCAUGGCUAAUCCCACCUAUGAUAUUGACCCGAACUGGGAUGCCAGCAGUGCUGGCUCUUCAAUCAGUUAUGAACUCAAGGGACUGGACAUUGAGUCUUAUGACUCCUUGGAGAGACCUUUGCACAAGGAGAGACCUGUGCCCUCAGCAGCAAACAGCAUCUCCAGCUUAACCACUCUCAGUAUUAAGGAUAGAUUUUCCAAUAGCACAGAGUCCCUGUCCAGCCGGCGUGGUCCCUCUUGUAGACAGGGCCGGGGUAUCCAGAAGCCACAGAGACAAGCACUUUAUCGAGGACUUGAGAAUCGUGAAGAAGUGGUGGGUAAAAUCCGAAGCCUUCAUACAGAUGCCUUGAAGAAACUGGCUAUUAAAUGUGAAGACCUCUUCAUGGCUGGGCAGAAAGACCAGCUCCGUUUUGGGGUGGACAGCUGGUCAGACUUCAGGCUAACCAGUGACAAGCCAUGUUGUGAGGCAGGUGAUGCAGUUUACUACACAGCUUCAUAUGCAAAAGAUCCACUUAAUAACUAUGCAGUCAAGAUCUGUAAGAGCAAAGCUAAAGAAUCGCAGCAGUAUUAUCACAGCUUGGCUGUCCGGCAGAGUCUGGCUGUCCAUUUUAACAUCCAGCAGGACUGUGGUCACUUUCUUGCUGAAGUUCCUAAACGCCUGCUUCCCUGGGAGGACCCUGAUGCCCCUGAAGAGGAAGAGGAUGAAAUGGAAGCGACGGAAGAGGUGAAAGGAGGAACUGAUGGAAAAAGCCCAGAGCCCGGCUCUGAAGCGGAGUCAUCCCACAAAGAAAGCCAGGCAGUCGUUAGCAGGAAGCAGAGAAGCCACGUCGUGGUCAUCACCAGAGAGGUUCCCUGUCUCACCGUGGCCGACUUUGUGCGAGACUCUCUAGCGCAGCAUGGGAAAAGCCCUGACGUGUAUGAGAGGCAAGUGUGUCUGCUGCUCUUACAGCUGUGCUCCGGCCUGGAGCACCUCAAACCUUACCACGUCACUCACUGCGAUCUGCGUCUGGAGAACCUGCUGCUUGUCCACUACCAGCCCGGGGGACCCGCCCAGGGCCUUGGGCCUGCGGAGCCUGGCCCCACCUCUUCUUGUCCCACGAGGCUCAUAGUAAGCAACUUCUCUCAAGCCAAGCAGAAGAGCCAUCUGGUGGACCCUGAGAUCCUCCGGGACCAGUCCCGCCUCGCCCCAGAGAUCAUCACAGCCACCCAGUAUAAAAAGUGUGAUGAGUUCCAGACAGGCAUCCUCAUCUACGAGAUGCUGCACCUGCCCAACCCCUUCGAUGAGAACCCAGAGCUGAAGGAGAAGGAAUACACUCGAGCAGACCUGCCUCACAUCCCACUCCGCUCCCCCUAUUCCCGGGGCCUGCAGCAGCUGGCCAGCUGCCUCCUGAACCCCAACCCUUCCGAGCGACUCCUCAUUUCAGGCGCCAAAGGCAUCCUCCAGUGUCUGCUCUGGGGCCCCCGCGAAGGCCUCUUCCAGACUUUCACCGCCUCCCCCAGCCCAGUGCAGAGGAAUGCCCUGCUCCAAAACUGGCUAGACAUCAAGCGAACACUGCUCAUGAUCAAGUUUGCUGAGAAGUCCCUGGACAGGGAAGGUGGCGUCAGCCUGGAGGACUGGCUUUGUGCUCAGUAUUUGGCUUUUGCUACUCCAGACUCCCUCAGCUGCGUCGUGAAAAUCCUGCAACCCCGUUAACGUGUCCCAGUUGCUGCUCUUACUUCAUUGUCACCUUCUUCAAGUCGCUCACAUACUUCCCCUUCCUAGUACUCACACAGAAUUCAAGGAAAGGGGAGAGACCAGCCUUCCAUCCCCAUCCAUGAACAGAUGAGUCCACUCUAAAAGGUUGUCCUCAGCUCUAAAUCCAGUGAGACGCUGAGUCCCUCUUAACUUCACAGAAAGUCAGCCGCACAAACAUGCAGCUGCCUUCCAUGGGAAUGCCUUCCGCCCUAACUGUGCCCUGAAUGCAGGAAAAUGAAGACAUAUCCUUGAAGGGACAGCUCCUCUGGUUUGAACUCAGUGAGCUGGGUCCAGUUCCUCCAUAAUUCUGAAUAUCCCCUGUCUUUUUAACACCGUGUAUUUAUUCUCACUAGCAAUAGACGGAUUUAACCAGUCCUUACCAUCAUCCACUAAGCUCUCACAACAGACUUUCUUCCUUUAAAGGAUCAAUAACUGACUCUCUUACCAGGCGGAACUGCCAUCCUUAGCAUCAGCCCAGUUUUGGUUCCGGGGACUGUAUCCCUUGUUCCAGGAGGAGUAGAAGGACAAGGAGAGAUCUCAUCUUUUGGGUCAUGAACCCAUUUUCAUUUCUAUUAUCAAUAAGUGUGUGCACUGCAUGGAGGACGGCCCUAACAGUCUCCCCUCUGCUGCCACUGCCUGAUUCUCCUUCACCUCUACUCUCUCCCCACUUGCCAAUGAAGUUUGGGUUUAUCGGCCACUUGUGGCCCAUUACAGAGCUGACCCAAGGUGGUGUCACCAGUGCCUCAGCAGGGUGGAGUGCAGUUCAGAUCUUAUAAAUAGCUGGCAGGACACAAGGAGAUGAUUUUCCUGCAUGUGCAAUUCUCUAGGGGCCAUCAGGGGAACAGAGUUUAAAGUACUGUUCUUUGAUCACUGUCAGAGCUGUCAACGUUAGCAGCCAGGGCUGCCGGAGCCCAGAUCACAGUUUUCCCUCGAGCAGUAAUUGGCCAGCUUCCUUCUGUCAGUAGCCAGCGUUAACUAGUCUACCAAAUGCUGUAGACAACAGCCCUGCAUGAAACGGCUGUCAGUUGAGCUGUAAUGUCUCCUUAGAGGGCAUGGCGUGGCUGGCUAUUAGGAUGGCCAGAAGGCAGGGGAAGGGGAGAAGGCCGCUGAUGAGACUGCUGACCUCCUCCUCAGAGUGCCGGCCUUUUCUAGAGAGACUGCCUCCCAGUGCACAGGCACAUUGCUCCUUGUGACCCUCUGAAAUGGCUCUGGAGGACAGCUCCCAGGGAACUUGGAUUGCUGAGGUGGGUGGCUGAGAGCUGUUCACCGUACGUGGGGUCUGUGCUCCUCCUCUAUGGAUAUAUGUGCAAUUUUGGUAUGUAUUUUUUUUUAGCUGUAUAUACAAUGUUUAUGUUGCAACUUCACCUGAAGCAAUAUCUCCAGAAACCCUCCCCUUCUUCCCUUGGCACAUAUUUGAGCUGAGUGACGAGUGUUCCUUCCACCGGUGUGUGUGUGUGUGUGUGUGUGUGUGUGUGUGUGUGUGUGUGUGUGUGUGUUAUUCAAAACUGUGAGUAUCUGUUCUGUUUACUUCAACCUUGAAAUCCCAAGAGUCACUCAGACAGUGUGAGAGUGUGUACACGUAUGUACCCGUGUGUGUGCACAUGCACGCUGGAAGUAGAGGCCAGGCCUCUGGGGGAGCAACCUGUGGCAGGGUUGAUAGACGCGUUCUCUGCACUGGUUGGUGAGACAGCCCUGGGCCCCUCAUCUACCGGUGCAGAGUUUGUUAAAGCCAAGCCUGAUUGUGCAGUAUUACUUAGAUAGCACGUUAGUGGCCUUUUGGUAAUUUUUAAACUUUUAACAUUAUUAACAACCUUUCAUGUGAUUCACCUAUAUCAAAGAGGAUCAAGAAAGGAGAAGAAUGUAUUUUAUUGUGCUCUUCUUUGUUUCUUUUUCUUUUUUUUUUAAGAGAAUGGGAUAUGUGGGGCUCCAUAUGGAGCAUGUGCCUGUCCUCCUGGCCAGCAGUACAGGACUUCCAGGGGAGAGAGCUGGUUAGCCCACAAAGAGUCUUGUCUCCUCUGGCCAGAGUGCAAGGCUCUGCCCCUAGGAACGGCCACAAGGUAGGCAUGCCGCUGCAGGCCAGCAGUCCACUCUCUCUCUCGGUGUCCUGUGACAUGGCCACACCUUGCCUAGCAGGCUGGUGUCUGGUUCACCUUAGCAUAGCCCAUGUGCACAUAACUCCCUGCCCAAUUAUACACUGAAGUGGCAGUGCACAGACCACUGACCCUGUCAGCCAGCAUGUUCCCUUAGCAGCCCCCCUCCAUGGUUUGCAUAUUGAGACACUUUCUCAAUGUCACUCUCGUGGUGCCUUGCCCAUGUAAAUUUGAAUGUUGACUAUUUAAUGAGGUUUCAUAUUUAAUGAAGAAUGUUUCCUGGUCCCUCUAUUUGUUCUCUAGGUAUCCUGCCUCCACCCCCCCCCCACUUUUUUUCUCUGUUUCUGUUUUGACUUGGACCCAAUCUUCUUCAUUUUAACUCUAUAGUAUUAUAAUCAUGGACACCCUCCACUACCAUUAUCUCAUAGCACUGGCAAACCGAGCACCUCUUCACAUCAGAUGUGUUUAGUACUGUUUUCAUAUUCAGAUUUGUUAAGGGCAAAAGAGUAAUGCCAACUAGUCAGAGAAGGGACUCAGGCUUUCCUGAGACAGGUGGCUAGAUUAACAGCUCUCUGAGUGAGGGCCAAGGAAUGUAAGGUGGGGAGAGAAGAAGGUAUUACAGGUUAGAGCAGAAUAGGCAAAAUAACCCUAUUUCUAGGCAAGAAGUAUUUACAUCAGAUGGUCCUCCAAAUACUUUUCCAAAUAUGAUGAAAUUCAGUCAAUCUCAUAUUAUCACAAAUAUUUUACAUUUCCAUUUUAAUUGUAGUAGGAACUUUGAAUACAUUCAUCAACUGGAAAGAAAUCCUGCCCUCAGACACAGACAGACAUACAUACAUAUUUAUAUAUAUAUAUAUGAGUUUUAGAUUGUGACUUGUAUAGCACUUUGUUUUCUCAAGUAAUGUCAAGUUAUUGUCUUCAAUACUGAUUGGAUUUUUUCUCUUCUAUUGAAGUUUUACUAUAGAUUCUUCCAUUUAUAUUGAGAAUUUGAACAAUUAAGCCGCUAUUGGAACUUUUCCUUAAGCCACAUGAGCAAGAAUAAUCUCUCGUACACAUUUGGGUACUAGAGAAACAGGACAAUGGCUGGAGUAGCCAAGACCAAGACUGAAUGUACAGCAGAGUGCCUUGUUAGCAUGAUAACCUCGUCUGGGAAGGAAGGGAAUUAGAUGUUCCACAGGAAGGACAGGGGCUGUGAGAGGGCUCUUUUGCUAGCCUGAGGAGAGCCCCUUUGGUGUACUAGCAUGAUGCCCAGAAGCUAAUUCAUCAAGAAUAACAGCAGGAUGGGGAAGAGAGCAGUUGCAACAUGUGGAAUCAACAACAAAAGAAUCGGGAAGGACGUCCACCAACCCCUAGGCUAAGUCUGAAUUGGAAGCCAGGAAUAUGGCAGUGGGUUUCAAGUUUUGCCCUCGGAAGAUAAACCGGGUGAGAUAUAUGGGGGACACAAGCACCCACACUCCCUAGCCUACUGAUGUUGAGGGGCUAAAAGUAAAACCUAUUUGUUAGGAUUUUAAGACUCUGAGUAACCUUUCAUUGUCAGUGGCGGACAGUUGUGCUUCCAAACUCAGAAUAAGUUUGUGAACUUAGAAAACUCUAAGCCAAGAGAUCUGAACCUCUAGAAAUAUUAAUGAUGUUUCUGGGAGUUAAACUACCUAAAAUUGUAUUUUAAAGUUUCCAGCAUUGUAAAAUUUCGAUGAAAGAUCUCUGGGGCCUACUAAAUGGUAGGGCGUAGAAGGAUUGCACUCAGCUUCCCAAAUUUGAAUUAAGAAUAGUUUGGUGCUGGGAAGUAACCUGACUUGGUUUUGCUGAUAACCUGCAACUAGGAUUUUUACCUAGAUGUUACCAGCAGUGAUCUGAAAAAAUACAGGCUAGUUCCAGAAAUUGGGAUGGACUUAUUAUACUGCACUAUAUUCCAAAUGAUUCUAGAUGUAUAAAUGAAGUAUGAGCAUACUUCGGGGUUGGCGGGGAGGAACUUGACUCCCUGGGUUAACUCUGACAUGUUUUUUAUUCCCCUCACUAGUUGAUAAGGAUUAAAGAUUCUGGUUCAGCCUAAUGAGUAAAUAGGAUGGCUGCCCACGAAACCGGGUUAUUAGUUUUACCUCAUUGAAGCUCAUAUUCUCAAAGGCCCAAAGUGCUGCGCUGAGACGAAUCCAAGUGCCGCUCUUGCUGAAGUGCGCACUGCAGCCCAGCUGUCCGCGCUGAAAGUGGGGAUUCCGUUGGACCAAAAAUGAUGCCACAAGGGAAGCCACAAGAGGUGCAGUGCAAGAUCCUAGGUAGAGAUUAUACCAAAGAAAUCAAGCCUUUCUGUCCUGAUGCUUCUUAGGUGAUGAGGUUGAGUUACGACAGAUGCCAUGGGAGGAGAAUUCACAUACAUUCCACAUCCAGGUAUUCAGCUGAUAAAAUAAUGCAUCCUCAAAUAAGCACCUAUUUUUUUAAAACAAGUCCAUUUUGUGUAUUAGGGGAAAAAAAGAUGAUGAUGAUGAUGAUGAAGAAAACCUUGCACAGAUUAUAAAGUUCCCCAUUAUUUAAGGAGAAGGAACUGUUUCUUCUCUCAUUGACAUGGUUGUGACUAUUGCCCAGACUUCAGCUUGGGAACAUCAUAUCCACGUAAUACUGAGAGCUGAGGAAUAUUUUUAAAGAGAUAUGGUAGUUUCCAUAGGUUUGUUUAAAGAACUCUUGGGAAAUUUCUUAACAAAUUUUAAUAUUUUUUUAUAAACCUUCCUACUGAGGUGUUUAUCACUCACCGUCACCACCAUUUAAUAUUUAUAAGUGCCCAGAAUGUACAAGGUGCUAUACAGCUGUUAAACACCCCCCUCUCUGCAGCUGUUUGAAAUUAGAGUAGGUUUUUGCGUCAGCCACUGCUAGAAGCUUUCCCCACCUGGGCGGGCGGCAGGGGCUUGCAUCCGGAUGUCCCAUCACAUGUUUCCCACUCCAGAGAGCCUCCACGUUUAUUCCAGCUUCUCACCUUUACCCAUCCAUUUGCCUCCAUGUUUGUUGUUUUUUUUUUUUCAAUCCAGAAAGUUUCAGGGAAUCCAAAGAGGUCGGACAUUUUCUAACCUAGCAGAAGUACAGAGUCAUAUAUUUUGCUACAAAUAUUAUAUUAUGGAAAAUCCACUUUGCCCGUGUAGUGUGUGGAAAGUAUGUGUGUGUCCGCACUCGUGAUAACUUGAAUGUUGAACCAGUCCUAUGGCUUCAGGGUAGCAUUUUUGAAAGAUAAACCACACUGCUUCAGGAAACUUGCUCCAAAUACUACUUGGUUAUCCCUUCCCUUAGCAGAUGUGUGAACACACUGGGAUGGGAUUUUUCUGUUGAUGAUAUGCCGGGCAUUUUGGCGUGAGAUGAGGGCGGAAGCCAGAUGUUGUCCUUCUCAGUGAUUUGAAUCAUGGCAGCCCUCAUUCCACUCUCUCUUUCAUUCCCCAUGGCUCUGCCCAUGCUCUCUUUUUGAAAAUCUUGUUUCUUUUGCUCUUUCCUGGAGCUUCACCUCUACUUAACAUGUUUUGGAGUUGUAUAAACCUACCAGUGAAAGGUCCCCUCUGUCACCAGGUGGUGCCGCCCUUUGGUUUGCUGUGGUACUUUGCUGUGUUCUCUGUGGCAUCAUGUUACUGUGUAAAUAAAUUCAUUUUCAUAUACACUAAAAACCAGACAAGCGCUGUCCUUUCAGCAGCUCUCCCACACUGACAUGCUGCGGGGGAGGGGGAGUUUGGUUGCAGACGUGGUUACAUCUUAAAUCCCAGGAUGCAUGCCCUCUUGAAUGCUCCUCCCUGCUGACCUGGACUAUAUUUCGGUUCAUUCCCUCGCUAAAUUGAGAAAACUAGGCAUGGAAGGGAGCGAGAAGGCCUUCAGCUUUCCCCCAGAGCUCAAAGUGCUGCGGGUUUGCUGUGUGAGAUCGCCCCCUGGUGACCAGUCACCAUAUAGACUUCCUGGGUUUGUACUAUUACAUGUUUGAGAGGUUUGGUUAGCUGGCUGUGGCUGAGCCUCUGAGUGGCCAUCUCAGAGCUCUGCAGACAAUAUGAGCAAGGCAGGGCCUUGUACAAUAUCAUCUGCUGCAGAAUCCACAUCGUUUGCCUGUUCCUAAAGGUACACGGUCACACACAAGUGUCCUCACAAAGGCAGACAAGCUAAUGUGCAGACACUUCAGGAGCAGAGAGAGGAGGCCACCUGGCUCAGGCAGGACGAGUCGGCAGUGGGCAGUGGCAGUGACAGCUGCCACGUUAUUGGAGUAGAAUGAAUGAAAGUGCAAACCUGAGCUCUAAACCCCUUACAGUGGGCACUGUCUCCAGCCCAGUGUUUCUGCUUCUCUCCACUAGCAAGCACUCUGGAAUUUUCAGACAUGGUAUUUAAGGGAUAUUCCAGAAAACUGAUUGCCAUACUCAAGUUUUAUGUUGCUGAGGAGGCAAAACCCAUAUUGAUGUGGGCCUCAGAGCUCUCUCUGUUGCCUGGGCCUAGGAGGAAGGGUCAGCAACAAAACUGAGAGACGACCCCCAGGGACACGGGCUCUGCUUGCUGGAGAGGAGCCGGGGAGCUAGCCUUCCUCGUUGUGAGCACAGCACACUGGCUUCUGGAGGAAGAGAGCCAAAGACAAAGACAGACAGCUGGAGCUGCCCCAGAGAUGGAGCACGCUAGGCUUGGGUUGCUGCCUAAUGCUCUGCUGGUGAGUGGCCAACUGGGGCCCCUGAAAAGAUACAAGCUUGGACGGUGGGACCAGUUCAGGGUUGCCCAAGCCUGACUCCAAGUGAGGUGGAGCGAGGUCAUCAAUGAGAUCACUUUGUCCUUUGGUAUAACUGGAGACAGAUCCUACUUCCCCUCCAUCACCUUGCACAGCAUGGGAUCCAUUCCUAGGAAUUCCGUUAGUGGGCCCUCAGGAAGACCACUCUUCCCUUUUGAUUCUGGGCUGUCCAGAGGUGAUGGGCCACUGACAUUUGAGUAGGGCCUUUGGCUUCCUACAUGCCUGGGAACUGACUUCUUUCAGUGCAGGCCACAAAGAAUCUUGAGUUCUUUCCUACCUGGAAUUAACUGGUACGAGAAGCUCUCCGGGUGCCUGGCGCUGAGUGAGCACCCUCUGCUCCGGGAGCUCUUGCUGCUUUCCAAGCCCUAGCAAAUUACGCUUCCUUUUAAGUGAGCCUGUGCUCUACAAGGGAAAGAGCUUCAUUAGUGCCUCAGGAGCCAAGGACUGCAGUUGGCGGAUCACAGGUUGCCAGUAAGAGCAGGUCGAGGUAAUUAACAGCUGAAACUUAAAAAUUGGAUUGCAUAUGGUGGUUGGGGGUGGGGGGUGAGUAGGGAGUUGGUUGCCAAGGUCUGGUUCUCUCAAACUUGCAAACCUCUGAGUGGAAACAGGCUGCCUGGGUAUAACCCCUGAUCUCCUGGAGAUAAUAGAUAACUCUCCGCACACACGUAUCCCAACCAACUAUUCCCUUACCCUCUGGAAGGUACAUGGAAGCAACCAAAAGGCUGAGCCUUACUGGUCACCAGUCCCAGUUUGAGAAUCCAAGCAGGGCUACUGGGUGCUGGGGAAUGUGCUCGGUGAGGGGGACCCGGGGCCCCAGGAGUAGAGGGGCUCCGAAUCUCUGUCAGGGGGGCAGAGCUCUCAGCUCUCUGAGUCCAUCACCUCCACCACCCAUCGCUCACCAGCCCACACCUGGGCUGGAGUCUUGGAACCAUGGGUUGGAAGUCAGGCAGAGUGAAAACCUGCAAACCCGUGGCUCCUCAUCAGGUCUUCCUCUCCCACAAGCGCCUCUCGUCCCUGCGCCUCCCUCCACCACACACCCGGGGGCACAUCCUAACCCUGCCGCCGCGGCCAUCCCAGGCCAGGCCACUCAGGCCCCCCGAUGCUGAGGACAGAGCCCCACUGUGGGUGUCAGGCUCUGCAGGCCUCUUUCCCUCAGGCUCUGAGUGGCUCAGCGCCCCCCACUGGCUGACCUCUGCCUCCUGACCCUGGGCCUCCUCCAGGUCAGGGCAGCUGGCCUUUCCCCUGCGCUCUGUGGCCUGGGCGCUGCUCAGAGAGCCCCUGGGCUGCCGCCGGUGGGAGCGUCAACACUACCAAAGGUGAGAGUGUGCUUCAUCCCCACAGCCAUCCAAGGAGACGGCUCCAUUCUGCCCAUUUUCACUCAGCUAAUCAGAGUCAGGAUAUAAACCCAGAUCUGUGUGCCUUCUUGGCAGUGCUCCUUCCUAGGAGCGCAAAGGAGAGCACGGGAGAGCUUCUUAGGGUUGAACUAGCUUCAUUUUACCUUCACAAGAACCCUAUGAGGUAGGUUCUAGAAUUAUCCCCAUUUUACCCAUGAGAAGACAAGCCAGAGAGGCUUUGUUUGCCCCAAAUCCCUAGUGAGGAAACUAGCAUUUGUCCUCAAGACAGUCCGCCUCCUCCUCCCAGCUUCCUGGAGCUCAUGGCCUUCCUCCCUCACGCCCUGCUGUCGCCCCAGAAUCAUCAGUGGCCUCCCGGUGCCCAGAGAAGACAACCCAACUGCAGAGCCCGAGUCCCGCCACCCGGCCAUGCUUACUGCUGGCCAGACCCCCAGGCCCUGCUUAGGCUGGCCUCCUUGCUGCUCGUCAAACACACCUGGAGAUUUCCCUGCCCACAGUGUUCUUGUCCUUUUUCCUCCCCAUUCUUCAGGGCCCCAUUCAGCCAAGAAGCUUUUGGGGUGACUCCAACUGGGAACGUUCCCUCAGCUAUCUGCAAUCGCCAGCCUGCUCCUCAGACUCAGCUCUCGGCCUGACGUGUGUCCUGCCUCCUGCCUCCGCCCACUCCUCCCCUCUGUCUCCUCUGAGCGAGACUCGCAGGAGGGGCGGGGGCAGAACUGCUCCUGCCCGCAGGUCCUGCGCCGGCCUCCCCCGCUUCCCAUCCUCGCUCCAGCCCUCUGACCCCGAUUCUACACAUGAGGAAAUUGAAACUCAGAAUGAGUAAGAAACUUGUCCAAAUAAAGAUGCAGACGUAGAGAAUGGAUGUGAGGACACAGGGAGGGGGAAGGGGAAGCUGGGACGAAGUGAGAGAGUGGCAUGGACAUAUAUACACUACCAAA